GCCCCAUGUAAACAAACCGCUGUUUAUUUUUGUUGAUUCCAUCACCGGAUGAAGGUUACGUUACGAUGUCAAAAUGGUUGUGGUGGACCAAUUUUACCAAAUCGUCGAGGGGCAGACGUCCACGGUGUCUUCCUUUUGGAAGGUUGGCCACAUAGUCCUGUGCAUAACCUGUGCCAUGUGCGGGCUUCUGACCGCCUUCACCUUCGGCCGGGUGCUCGACAACUUCGGGUACAACUGCGUGCUCAAGUCCCACCUUGUCUUCGACACCUCCAACCAGACCACUAAGAUCGACCUGACCAUGACGACGUGGGGGCCCCCCAGCGAGUGCAACUUCGUGCAGUUCACCCCCCUCGUGCUCAUGAUCUCGGCGGUGGUUUGGGGCACCUUUUUCAGCAUCCUGGCCAGAGGGGGCGCCGGCCUGGCCACCGAUUUGUUAGCGCGCCCGUGGAGGAUCGUCUACCCGUGUUUGAUUUUCACAACCAUUGUUUUUAUAGCAUACGUUAUCAGCACGUGUCGGCUGACGGAUGGAAUGAGGGAUUUUUGCAACCAGUUUCCCGUAGUUCUCAAUAAUUCAGGCUGUGUCCCGGAAAUAAGCGCUUUUAGCCGCCAAUUUCAAGACGAAAGUACCGAAAAUGUGCUCUUUUUUAAUUCUUACACUAACAUGAGUGUGGCUAUUUUGAGUGCGGAUGUCGGGACUUGGUUGUGGGUCUGUCAGUUGAUUCUGUGCGUUUUGAGGGUCUUUUGCGUCGCUGAUUUUGAGUUACAACUGGUGACCAUUGAGACGAAGGACGAAGAGCUCAUUGAAAAGGUGGUGGAACUCAACGAAGACGAAGUUUCCGAAGUUUAAGUAUUUUUUUAUUUUUACCGACGUACAAAUAUUUUAUAUCUACCGUAGCCAUACUUUAAGUACUUAUUUUUUACUUUUUUACAUGUUUUUAUGCCAAGACCAAGUCUUCUGUUAAAGGCGACAAUACGUUUAUCCAGAAGUACAAAAUCAGUCAAAAACAUACCUCAGAAAUACUAUACGAAUUGUCAAAUUUCUAUGCAUUUAAGCUCUUGUUACAUUCUGAAACAAUUAAAGAUAAAACGCAAAAAAUAUGCAAAGCACCAAGCACGUAAUAUUAGUUUUUAUAUGUUAUUUAUUUUUAUGAAAUAUUUUUAUAACUUAACUAUGACUUAUUUUA
Molecule: messenger RNA, 1184 nt
Organism: Tribolium castaneum (red flour beetle)
Lineage: Eukaryota; Metazoa; Arthropoda; Insecta; Coleoptera; Tenebrionidae
Exons: 5
Coding region: 74-847 (257 amino acids)
Source: RefSeq, a predicted model, not a curated record